Anneissia japonica is the source of this 1147-nucleotide messenger RNA. RefSeq lists its product as uncharacterized. NCBI's taxonomy places the organism in Eukaryota, Metazoa, Echinodermata, Crinoidea, Comatulida, Comatulidae. The record is from RefSeq and is a predicted model, not a curated record. The transcript has 6 exons. Bases 18 to 1112 code for a protein of 364 amino acids.
UUUUCAACCCUAAUGCCAUGGAUAUCAAUCCGAAAAAUCAAACUGUUGUGCCAGACGAAUACCUUGGCACAGUACGAUCGGUGCGUCCCCUGAGUCCAGCUUCGCAACACAAGACUGACAUCAUCUUGCAGCAACUGGCCCCUUACUAUAAGUACCAUGGCAUCAACAUUCAAACCAGCUUUGAAGAUUUUGAUAUGCACAACAUAGGCCUAGUGACUGACAGUCAGUUUUACAGAAGCUUUCCACGACCCCCUGGCUUGGAUGAGAAUGAUCUUCGAUUGUUGGCUCGUCGAUACCUUGACCCUGAUAAACCUAGUCUUUGUAACUACCUUAAUUUGCACCAUGACUUGGAGAAGAUCCAGGAGAAGAGUGAAGACCACCUCUUUGCUGCUCCCCCUCCAGCUUCAUAUAACAUUCCCAGAGAGAAUGUGCCUAGUGGAACCACCCAACAGCUCUUUAGUAAGAUCCAAGUUGCUGUGCACAAGAAUGGAGUGCGUACCACAGAAUUCUUCAAAGACCAUGACCUAGAGAUCUCCACGAAUGUGCCUAGUGGAACCACCCAACAGCUCUUUAGUAAGAUCCAAGUUGCUGUGCACAAGAAUGGAGUGCGUACCACAGAAUUCUUCAAAGACCAUGACAAGCUGCGAAGUGGUGUUAUCACAGAAAAUCAGUUUGUAUGCGGUUUGAUGUUGUGCAUCGGUAAGGAGGCAUAUCUUACGAGAGGAGAAGUACAGCACCUCGUUGAUAUUUAUAAGACCAAGGAUGGACGAGUAUGUUACAAGGACUUUUGUGAUUUGAUGGAAAAUGCAUUUAACGAACCCCAUCUUGAGAAGAAACCAGAAUUUGAAGUGGUGCGACCUCCACAGGGUGCUCUCUCUCGUUCAUUGAACCCACUGACGGAGAAAGAAGAAGCACGCGUACAGGAGGUACUCAAGACACUGGGAGAAGACGUUAAACGAAGACGACUGAUGAUGUUUCAAUACUUCAAGGAUUUUGAUAGGGCAAGUCAAACAUUAUUGAGAGCAUGCACGUGUAAAGCCCUGUCCAGACUAUUAAAUUUUACAUAUGGUCAUGAUGACAUCACAUCAUGUCCAUAUAUAGGCACAUCAUGACUAUAUAUGGGCAUACAGCAGUAUUUUAUGGUCAU